GCAUCAAACUCUUGUAUAUAUUACAAUGAAAACAAAAACAUUCUCAAACUUCUACGAUCAACACACCAAGCUGCCUUCUCAAUGAACGCGCGGCCACUUCCUCGAAGCCUGGCAGACGUUCACAGAUAAAAAGCUCCAACAAAUUAUAUUUGUACCAAAAAAUCUGGAUAGAUAUAUAUUUCAUCUUCCGGUCGUCUGCGUACAUUGGAGAAGUUCACUCUAUGCGAUGAUGUAGGUUUCUUCGCCAGAUGUCGGAAAAUUUCAUCAUGGAGGUCGGAAAUACGUAAAACGCGACAACACAAAGAUUUUCCAUGAAAUAACUUCACUCUAACUUCGUUUUGGAUUUCUUUAACAUCUCUACAAUGCAAAUGUUAUUACCCAAAGUAAAACAAUAAGUAACUGCAGAAAUUAAAAUGGCUGAACACGCCACGUAUGCCGCAAAUCGUAUAGAGGAGCUUCUCAGGUGUGCCAUUUGUCUAGACAGGUACAACAACCCCAAACUGUUGCCAUGUCAACAUACAUUCUGUGAAUCCCCUUGCCUAGAAGGUUUGGUAAGGGGCCUUACAAGAACGCUGAAAUGUCCCGAAUGCCGUGCGGAACACAUCGUGCCUUAUCAAGGAGUCUCCGCUUACCCCAACAAUUUAACAAUUCAAAACUUUCUCUCUCUUCGUCCAACUAGUGACGUCAGCCAUGACGUAGUCGCUCCACCCAGCGCAAACGAGGCAAGCGGAAAUGACGAUUUCUUUUAUAUUCCUAAUGGAGCAUGCUGCGCAGCAGAAGAUAUAGAAGAGGAGGAAGAAGAGGAGGUGGUCUUGCCAAGGUACCCUAGACUUCAAAACCGUAUCUCCCAUGCUCCACAAGCACCGAGAAGACGCUGUCCCGCCUGUUCAAGAGAGGUGGAUCUAAUGAGGUGUUCUCACUGCGAUCAAUUGAUUUGUGCAACAUGUAAGAGCCUUCACAUGGAACAAAUACAGCGUGAAGUCUCCCUUGUCUUAGGACAACUCAAAAGAGGGGUACCAAGACUGACGGACAUCGCUGGCAAUCUUGAACGUAAAAUGGAGGCGGUGCGCCAAAGAGUUGAUUCCACGAAAUCAGAUAUAUCUGAAGCCAUUGAGCGCUAUAUCAUCGAUUUAAGAUCAAGGCAAAGAUUGCUUAGUAAUGAAGCGGAAACCUUCCUUCAGGCAGAAAUACGAUCUUUAACACUGCAAAAAGACAACAUAGAGGUGGAACUGGCUAUGCUAGCAUCCUUUGUUGACACAAACGAAACGCUUUUCAGGAGACGGUACCUUGUUCUUCCCGAUGAUGAUGUGAUGGAUUUGAAACGACAAAGUGAACUCCACUUAGAAAGGCUUCGAAGCUUUAACGCUGAUAGAUAUCAGCCACCAAGAGAGAGAUCCAUAGAAUUUAUAAUGGAUGGAACGCGGAUUUCGAACUGUAUUUCAAAUUUCGGUGAAAUAAGCACAACACAAGCAAGAUUUUCGACAACAGAUGAGUCUUCUGCCGACUCUUCCUCGGAUAAUUCUUCUUCAGCCGUUUCUCGUGCACCAACACAAAACAUAACACAUAGUUACCUACCCUCAACUUCAGCACAUACUCCAACCAGUAACCUACCCUCAACUUCACCUCACACUACAUCUUAUCUACCCUCAACAACAGCACAAACCGGUCUUUACUCUCGGUACUCAACUUCACAAGCUUCAAGUUACGUUCCUUUGCAUUCAAUGCUCCCAACACUCGUUUACCCUCGGCACUCAACGUCACAAGCAGACAAUACUUAUGUAUCUCCGUCAUAUACGCUUAAUGCUUCUGCUGCUGCGUCUCAUUUAACAUCACAAGCUGCCUCUAAUCACAGUCUUCCUCAGUCAACUACUCCCCACUCGAGCUCUACAGGUCAACAACAACAACCACUUCUGUUGGACGGUGAUCUCCCAGUCAUCAUAAACGAAGACAACUUACCAGACCAGUACUCAGAGCCUCCGAUGUUUGACCUGGAAUAUUCCCCGAUAUCAACUCCUAUCUCAAUUCCAGAUGAGCCUGUAUUUUUCGAUUCUUCAUCUGGACAUGCACGGUCGUCAACUGGCAUCGGUGUAGCUGACCUGUCAGGUCCAUUAGGAACGAGAUAUUCUCAGUCAUCUAGAUACGCACGAGAUUCCACCUACCCUACCUGGAGUACCUUACCAUCGUCUGCUUCGAGGACAUUAACAUCCUCUUUACCAUAUUCUGUUGCAGGUUCAAAUGUACCUUCGACUUACAUGGCAGCCUCUAACACUUGGGGUACUCCGCAUUACACGUUUAUGAGGGACUUUGAUAGCGAAUCUGAAACAAGUAGCGAAGGAACCCGCUCUCCGAGGCGGCCAAUGACACUGCACGAGAGAAGGCGACACAAUUUGUCGGACACAAGAUUAGCCACCCUGUUAGGAAGCUCGGCACCGUCCUAUACGGGUCACCAUCCUCUAUCUGCAUCCGAGAGGAGAUUCAGAAGUCUAAGUACCGGUGCUUCAUAUUACAGUCUUAACGAAGCACGUGCAUUAAUUGCCUCCACCAGGCAAGCAACGGCAAACCGUAUCAGAUCUAUUGCUGAAGAAGCAAACGAUUCGUCUGCUUCUCGACAUAGAACGGACAGUAGAGACAGUCCUGAUGAACGGAACAGUAGUCCUACCAGAGUUAGGUCCCUUAGCUCCAGUCCACGGUCUCGUCCUCCUGUACGAUUUAAUAUUCACAUCGACAACGACGAUGACGAUUCAGAUUCGUCAACUUCCGGUGAGCUGCUGCUUUCUCGACCGAUGGUGACGUUUUAUGAAAAUGAAAGCACAGUUGUUUCCAGCUCCAUCAUUCAGUAUACCAACAAAGGCCGAGCCGUACGUCAGAUUGGACAACGUGGUAACGACCUCGGGGAGUUUACAUGGCCAAGAGGGAUUGCCACUACACCCAGAGAGAACCACAUCCUAGUAGCAGACAGUCACAACAACCGAAUGCAAGUCUUCGACAACACAGGACAGUUUGUCAGAUCUGUAGGUAACUAUGGAACCGAAAACGGGGAAUUCGAUUCCGUAACAGGAAUUGCAGUCAAUAGUUUUGGGCAAAUUGUUGUUACGGACCGCAUGAACCAUCGAAUUCAAAUCUUUGACCACAACUGGAACUUUCAGCUGACGUUUGGUGAGGAGGGGGUGGAGGCCGGACAACUUCUGUAUCCCUGGGGAGUAGCUAGUGAUAACAUGGGAUUUAUUUACGUGUGUGACAAAGAAAACCACCGAAUACAAGUGUUCCAGUCUAACGGUCGCUUUGUUCGUGAGUUUGGAAGUAUGGGUCACAGACUAGGUCAUUUCGACAACCCGCAUUAUCUUGCGAUCAGCCCUGACAAUCGAGUGUACGUUUCAGAUAGUAACAACCACAGGAUUCAGGUCUUCAGUAUGUACGGUGACUUCCUGUUCUCUUUCGGUUCACACGGAACAUGCCAGGGAGAAAUGAAACUUCCGAAAGGUAUAGCUAUAGACAGUCAGGGGUUUGUUCUCGUGGCCGACAGCGGAAAUAACCGAAUACAAGUAUUUCACGGCGAUGGAAGGUUCUACUGUAUGUUUGGAAGCUAUGGAAGCGAAAAUGGACAAUUCAGAGGUUUGGAAGGAAUCGGAAUUCUCGGAAACGGUGAUGUUGUUGUCAGUGAUAGGGAAAAUCACAGAAUACAAAUUUUCUAAAGAAUAUAGACUAGAAAGAAGAUUGUUACAAUGAUGGAAUAAUAUUAAUAAACAAUCAAUUUCGAACAUGGUUCAAAGACUUUUCGCGAGUUUCUUUUCAAAAUAUACCACACUUAUAAAUUGUGUUAAACAGAUAAAAUAUUUGUACGCCGUUCAUGUUUAAGAUUAACAAUAGAUACAAUAUUUUACAAAUAUCACUGCAACUUGACUAAUCCACAUGAAUAUUCUUUUCCUCAAAGGAAAUUAUGAAUGCCUAUGAUUUCUAUUUUUAGCAUAGCAUAUUUAAUAACUUACAAAUCCUGACAUAAAGAUCGUAUUGUGAAAAGCUGUCUUUCAGGCGCUUAUUUUGGUUGUAAAUUUCUACAUUUGUGCCAAACAUCUGUUCUCUCAGGAUGUACAAAGCUCGCGCAUGCUCAGAUAUAUUGUUUGAGCAGCACUUAUUUCACCUUUGAUAUGAGUGACAUUAUUUUUUUUGCUAUCUUAAGUGUGUUAAAAAAUUGCUAUUUUUGUUGUAUAUAUAUAUUUUUUCAUUUGGUUAGUUACUUUGUUUUUCUUUAUGAUUUCAAGGAUAACAUGCCAUUGGAUGAUGCAUUUACAAGUCGAAAUUCUCUAUUUUUUAUCAUUGUUAUUGAUACAUACAAUUUUAAUAUUAUCUUAUCUUCUGAAUAAAUUCAGUUGAAUUAUAUCUAGGUAAAUGUCCCAAUGACCUGUAAUUGAAAACUUGAGAUAGACUGAUGUAUUUUAGCAAAUUGAAAAAAAAAUAAGACACCACCUAUAAUGUAAGAUUUUUAAAUUUUAGUGUUAUUUUUUUAUUUCUUUUUUUUAAUGUUAUCCUUAACAUGCUUAAGGAAUGAUGUACCAAGUGCCUUUUGUUAUGUUUUAGCUUUUAAAUUGUAGGAUGAAUCUAGUCAAUUUCAAAUCCACUUCUUGUGAAAAUAUUACAUAAAUUAUUUUUUUUUUAUUUCAGCACCUUAUUCUGAUAAGCGUUGGAAUAAAGAUGUUAAUAAAUAUUUUAUUAAA
Molecule: messenger RNA, 4712 nt
Organism: Saccostrea cuccullata (small rock oyster)
Lineage: Eukaryota; Metazoa; Mollusca; Bivalvia; Ostreida; Ostreidae
Product: RING finger protein nhl-1-like
Exons: 3
Coding region: 414-3692 (1092 amino acids)
Biological process (GO): protein polyubiquitination; proteasome-mediated ubiquitin-dependent protein catabolic process; negative regulation of translation
Molecular function (GO): zinc ion binding; translation repressor activity; protein binding
Source: RefSeq, a predicted model, not a curated record